AUGGUCAAACUCGCGCAACUGCUCGACGCCAGAAGGCGUGAUGGCGUCGACCCCACCCCAACCUCGCCCUUAACCACCGCGUCGUCCACCCCCGUCUCACCCGCGGUCUCGCUCUUUUCUGCAAAGGGCCAUACGCAGUUUUCCAGCUCCGUCUCCUCAUUGGUCUCCUCUCCCGGUCACGGAAAUUCCAUGGAGAGCGCGUCGCGGAAUCCCUUGACAGGAGUCAAGGAAGAACCCUGUGGGGCCCGCGCGAGGGAUCUCGAGGACGAGUAUUUCCAACAUUUUGAUCAGGGCUUGUCCGUCCUUGAAGAUUCCUAUCUUUCGUCAGUCGACUACUCCAACAGCUACGACCUGAGUGAUUCCCCCAUGGAUGUCUCCCAUUCGCCCAAAAAGAGACGCUCCGACAGCGCCUCGGCCAAAGGUCUGUCCCGCAUCGGCUCUCGCAUCUCGACCAUCUCCACGCGCUGGAAGUCCAAGCGCGUGUCCGAUGACCCCAACGGCGCCGAUGGGCUCGCGGGCGGCUUCCGAUCCCGCACCAACUCCGCGUCGUCUGCACGAGGCUCCCCGGGUGGCGCGGUCCGGUUGGAUGCCGCCACUGUCCCUCCCUCGCCCGCCCGCACGAUCUUCGAGGAACGGAUCAGCGAGUCGGGCGUGCGGCCAAUCGACAUCGCACGAGCCAACAACCCCGGCGCCGAAGAUUGCGUGCCGCAUGCGACCACCCCGUUACUACCGCCCUUCAUGGGUGACGAGCCCAUGUAUCCCGUCGUGUCCCGCGUGCAUUCGCCGCUGCAGUCUCCGUCCGUGGCGGACGUCUCCGAUGAGCAUCUCGACGGCGGUGCGGUCCAGGAUCAGCGCACCGCCGCCCUUCCAUCACCCCCUUUGUCCACCAAACCAUCCAUCGCGUCAUUCAACCGCCCUCGCGCGAGCACGACGCGCACGGUGUCCACCGAAGCGCCCCCCUUCCUCCUGACCGAUCCCAAGGACGAAUGGGCGAAGAAACUCGGCCAUGCCAAUUUCACGAUCUACCCCGAGCCCUACGCCCCGGAAGUCUGUGACGUCAAGUCGCUCGAGCAGCUGCGCGCCCACUGGGAUCUCGCGCACUGCAACUUUACCAAACACCUGGUCCGGACCGGCGAGCACUACGGCACCACGUCCAACAUCUACAAGUUGACCGAGGAGAAGUGGGAGUGCAUCAACAGCGAGUGGAAGCACUGCCACGAAGUGAUGCUGUCCCAGCUUGGAGAGAUGGGGGGCGCUUUCCUGAGCCUGCCCGAGUCUCAUUCCGAGCUCUGCGAACCGGUCAAGAUCCCGCGCCUCCACAACGAGAAGUUCCCCGACCUGGGCGAUGGUGAGAUCGUUGGUCCCAUGAAGAUCGUCGCUCCUGCAUCGAACGGCGCGGGUCUUUGUCGGACCCGAUCGUUGAAACGGAAUCUCGUCCGGUUCUUCCAAGACCUCGUCUCCCGAUCUUAG
This is a messenger RNA of Aspergillus campestris IBT 28561, 1470 nucleotides long. RefSeq lists its product as uncharacterized. The coding region runs from base 1 to 1470 and encodes 489 amino acids. The transcript has 2 exons. Lineage: Eukaryota; Fungi; Ascomycota; Eurotiomycetes; Eurotiales; Aspergillaceae. The record is from RefSeq and is a predicted model, not a curated record.